Messenger RNA from Eutrema salsugineum, 957 nucleotides. RefSeq lists its product as uncharacterized. The record is from RefSeq and is a predicted model, not a curated record. The transcript has a single exon. NCBI's taxonomy places the organism in Eukaryota, Viridiplantae, Streptophyta, Magnoliopsida, Brassicales, Brassicaceae. The coding region runs from base 1 to 957 and encodes 318 amino acids.
AUGCAACUCAUUAAAGAGGGCUCCUUCUGGGCAGUCAAAGACACCACCACUAUGGGUUCAUGGAUGUGGAAGAAACUUCUUAAAUACAGGGACAUGGCGAAGACCUUGUAUCGCAUGAAGAUUGGUAAUGGAGAACGUAUAUCUUUCUGGUAUGACUCCUGGAGUAACAAAGGCUGUUUGAUUGAUUUACUGGGUGAAAGAGGUUUUGUUGAUAUGGGAAUUUCGCAGCACAUGACUCUUGCGAUGGUUAUGGAUAGGCCAAGGAGAAGAAGAUACCGUCAAACUCAAUUACAGGGAAUUGAGGAAGAGAUCGUUUAUAUGAGAACUCAGCGUAAUACUCACUCGCCUGAUGAGCCUGAAUGGAGAAGGAAAAAUGGUCAUUACCAACGAAAUUUCAGCGCCAAAGAUACAGGGGACCAGAUCAGGAAAGCGAGGGCUAAAGUGAUGUGGCAUAAGGGAGUAUGGUUCUCCCAUGCGACUCCAAAGUACUCGUUUUUGACAUGGUUGGCCAUCAAAAAUCGCUUGACCACGGGAGACAGAAUGAUGAAUUGGAGCCAGAAUGUAGAUGCCCGCUGUGUCUUCUGCGGUGACCAAGUGGAGACAAGAGACCAUCUUUUCUUCACCUGCACUUAUACGAAGGUAGUGUGGAGGAAGCUAACGCAGGGCCUGUUGAAAGACAGAUUUACACUGCAAUGGAAUCAAGUGCUGGAUCAGAUCACACAGACUACUGCAGACAGGACCACUCUGGUCCUCCUCAGAUAUUCUUUUCAAACCGCAAUUCACUCCAUUUGGAGAGAAAGGAACAGUCGACGGCAUGGAGGAGAAUUAUUACCGACCGGAAGUCUAGUGAAGAUGAUUGAUAAAAAUGUUAGAAACCAGCUUUGCUCAAUAAGGAUGGCGGGAAGCUUGCACUACGAAGACGGCCUACAAAUUUGGUUCUCUACUAGAACCGUUUAA